AUGUUUCUGUACAACAUCACACUACAGCGUGCCACUGGCAUUACCCAUGCCAUCCAUGGAAACUUUUCAGGGACCAAGAUGCAGGAAAUUGUUGUUUCCAGAGGGAAGAUUAUAGAGUUGCUUCGGCCAGAUGCAAACACAGGAAAGGUUCACACGUUGCUUACAAUGGAAGUAUUUGGUAUUGUGCGUUCACUCAUGGCCUUCAGACUCACAGGAGGAACCAAAGACUACAUUGUUGUCGGAAGUGACAGUGGUCGUAUCGUCAUUUUGGAAUACCAUCCUUCCAAAAACAUGUUUGAGAAAAUCCACCAAGAGACAUUUGGGAAAAGUGGUUGUCGUCGGAUUGUUCCAGGACAGUUUUUGGCAGUAGACCCAAAAGGCAGAGCAGUGAUGAUAGGUGCCAUAGAGAAACAGAAGUUGGUUUAUAUUCUGAACAGAGAUGCAGCUGCGCGACUGACCAUCUCUUCCCCACUGGAAGCCCACAAAGCCAACACACUGGUUUACCAUGUAGUGGGUGUGGACGUAGGUUUUGAAAAUCCCAUGUUCGCUUGUCUGGAAAUGGACUAUGAGGAAGCUGACAACGACCCAACUGGAGAAGCUGCAGCCAACACCCAGCAGACGCUCACGUUCUAUGAGCUGGAUCUCGGCUUGAACCACGUGGUUCGAAAGUACAGCGAGGCUUUAGAAGAACAUGGAAACUUUCUCAUCACCGUUCCUGGUGGUUCAGAUGGACCGAGCGGAGUUCUGAUCUGCUCUGAAAACUACAUCACAUAUAAGAAUUUUGGAGACCAGCCUGACAUUCGCUGUCCUAUCCCUCGUCGCAGGAAUGAUCUGGAUGACCCAGAGCGGGGUAUGAUAUUUGUUUGCUCGGCAACCCACAAGACCAAGUCGAUGUUUUUCUUCUUAGCCCAGACCGAGCAAGGAGACAUCUUUAAGGUUACCUUGGAAACGGAUGAAGAAAUGGUCACAGAAAUCAGGCUCAAGUAUUUUGACACUAUCCCUGUGGCAACAGCUAUGUGUGUUUUGAAGACUGGCUUCCUGUUUGUGGCCUCAGAGUUUGGAAAUCAUUACCUUUACCAGAUUGCCCACUUGGGGGAUGACGACGAGGAGCCUGAGUUCUCCUCUGCAAUGCCUCUGGAAGAAGGUGACACCUUCUUCUUCCAGCCACGCCCACUCAAGAAUCUGGUGCUUGUUGAUGAACAAGAAAACUUGUCACCAAUUAUGUCCUGUCAAAUUGCCGAUUUGGCCAAUGAAGACACACCGCAGCUUUAUGUGGCUUGUGGACGAGGACCCAAAUCCACUUUAAGGGUUCUUAGACAUGGACUGGAGGUUUCUGAAAUGGCUGUAUCUGAGCUGCCCGGUAACCCCAAUGCCGUCUGGACAGUACGCAGACAUAUCGAAGAUGAAUUUGAUGCCUACAUCAUCGUGUCUUUCGUCAAUGCUACGCUCGUCCUGUCCAUUGGUGAGACUGUAGAGGAGGUGACGGAUUCUGGAUUUCUGGGAACAACUCCCACCCUGUCGUGCUCACUGCUAGGUGACGAUGCCCUUGUUCAGGUGUACCCAGACGGUAUCCGGCAUAUUAGAGCAGACAAGCGUGUGAAUGAGUGGAAGACUCCUGGCAAAAAGACGAUUGUGCGUUGUGCUGUGAACCAGCGGCAAGUGGUUAUUGCCCUUACAGGUGGUGAGCUGGUGUACUUCGAGAUGGACCCGUCAGGCCAGCUAAAUGAGUAUACUGAGCGCAAGGAGAUGUCUGCAGAUGUGGUCUGUAUGAGUUUGGCCAAUGUUCCCCCUGGUGAACAGCGCUCUCGGUUCCUUGCCGUGGGACUCGUUGACAACACUGUUCGAAUCAUAUCACUGGACCCUUCGGAUUGCUUGCAGCCAUUGAGUAUGCAGGCUCUCCCAGCCCAGCCAGAGAGUCUUUGUAUUGUUGAAAUGGGAGGUGUUGAGAAGCAGGAUGAACUUGGAGAGAAAGGAACUAUGGGGUUCCUUUACUUAAACAUCGGACUCCAGAAUGGUGUCCUGCUGAGAACUGUGCUGGAUCCAGUCACCGGUGAUCUGUCUGAUACAAGAACCCGCUAUCUGGGCUCACGACCUGUCAAGCUUUUCAGAGUCAAGAUGCAGGGACAAGAUGCGGUUCUUGCCAUGUCCAGUCGGUCAUGGCUCAGCUACUCAUAUCAGUCUCGCUUCCAUUUGACGCCUCUGUCGUACGAGACUCUGGAGUAUGCUUCUGGCUUUGCCUCAGAACAAUGCCCAGAAGGCAUAGUGGCCAUCUCCACUAAUACACUGAGAAUCUUGGCUCUGGAGAAACUAGGAGCUGUCUUCAACCAGGUGGCCUUUCCCUUGCAGUACACUCCCAGAAAGUUUGUGAUCCAUCCAGAGACCAGCAACCUAAUUUUGAUUGAGACUGACCAUAAUGCUUAUACUGAGGCGACCAAAGCUCAAAGAAAACAACAGAUGGCUGAGGAAAUGGUGGAGGCUGCAGGUGAGGAUGAGAGAGAGCUGGCUGCUGAGAUGGCUGCUGCCUUCCUCAAUGAGAAUCUACCGGAAGCAAUUUUUGGUUCCCCAAAAGCUGGUGCUGGGCAGUGGGCCUCACUGGUGCGGCUGGUCAACCCCAUUCAGGGGACAACACUGGAUCAAGUGCAGUUAGAACAGAAUGAAGCCGCAUUUAGUGUUGCAGUGUGCCGUUUCCAUAAUGUACCGGAUGACUGGUUUGUCCUAGUUGGAGUGGCCAGGGACAUGAUCUUAAACCCUAGAUCAGUUGCCGGCGGCUUCAUCUACACUUACCGUCUCACGGGUGGGGGAGAAAAGCUUGAGUUUGUGCACAAGACACCAGUCGAAGAUGUGCCCUUGGCCAUUGCGCCAUUCCAGGGUCGGGCAUUAGUCGGAGUCGGGAAACUCCUGAGGAUUUACGACAUGGGCAAAAAGAAGCUGCUGCGCAAGUGUGAAAACAAGCAUGUCCCCAAUCUGGUCACUGGCAUCCACACCAUUGGCCAGCGUGUGGUUGUCUCUGAUGUACAGGAGAGUCUGUUCUGGGUCCGCUACAGGCGUAACGAGAACCAGCUCAUCAUUUUUGCUGAUGAUACGUGUCCCCGCUGGGUGACAACUGCAUGUCUGCUGGACUACGACACUAUGGCGUCUGCAGACAAAUUUGGGAACAUAACCAUUGUUCGGCUUCCUCCCAACACAAGUGAUGAUGUUGAUGAGGAUCCAACAGGGAACAAGGCCUUAUGGGACAGGGGGCUUCUCAAUGGAGCAUCACAGAAGGCUGACGUGAUUGUCAACUACCAUGUUGGGGAGACCAUCUUGUCCAUGCAGAAAACUACUUUGAUCCCCGGAGGCUCAGAAUCACUGGUGUAUACUACCCUGUCUGGAGGCAUUGGAAUUCUUGUGCCUUUUACUUCACAUGAGGAUCAUGAUUUCUUCCAGCAUUUAGAGAUGCACAUGCGCUCGGAAUUCCCACCACUAUGUGGAAGAGACCAUCUCAGUUUUAGGUCUUACUACUUCCCUGUCAAGAAUGUGAUUGACGGUGAUCUGUGCGAGCAGUUCAACAGCAUGGAGCCUCACAAGCAGAAAAGUGUGGCCGAGGAGCUGGACAGAACGCCACCAGAGGUCUCCAAGAAACUGGAGGACAUCCGCACACGUUACGCAUUCUGA
This is a messenger RNA of Nerophis lumbriciformis (worm pipefish), 3654 nucleotides long. NCBI's taxonomy places the organism in Eukaryota, Metazoa, Chordata, Actinopteri, Syngnathiformes, Syngnathidae. The record is from RefSeq and is a predicted model, not a curated record.